Messenger RNA from Ceratotherium simum simum (southern white rhinoceros), 1485 nucleotides. RefSeq names its product PC-esterase domain containing 1B (gene PCED1B). The record is from RefSeq and is a predicted model, not a curated record. Lineage: Eukaryota; Metazoa; Chordata; Mammalia; Perissodactyla; Rhinocerotidae.
UGGUGGAGCCCCGCCCCGCGGGUGCCCCAGGCCAAAGCUCCAUCCCCUUCUUGAGCCCUCCCCACGCUGGGCCUGCCCAGGGUGGGUCCAGCUCAGCUGCUCUCUCCUUCUGUCCUUGCAAUCCGCAGACCCACCGUGUGCAAAAGAAGGAUCUAGGCCGGGCGCCCGGGGCGUCAUGGUCCACCUCCUGACCUCCGAAGUGCAGCAGCUGCUCUACAACAAGUUUGUGGUCAUCCUGGGGGACUCUGUCCAUAGGGCCGUGUACAAGGACCUGGUGCUCCUGCUGCAGAAGGACUGCCUGCUCACUCCCAGCCAGCUCAAGGCCAAGGGGGAGGAGAGCUUCGAACAGGACAAGCUGCUGGAGGGAGGCCAGCUGGGCCCCAUGCACAACGGCGUUGAGUACCGUGAGGUCCGCCAGUUCUGCUCGGGCCACCACCAGGUGCGCUUCUACUUCCUCACGCGCGUGUACUCCCAGUACCUCGAGGGCAUCUUGGACGAGCUGCGGUCGGGCGAGCACUUCCCGGAUGUGAUCAUCAUGAACUCCUGCCUCUGGGACAUCUCCAGGUACGGUCCGGACUCCUGGCCGAGCUACCUGGAGAACCUGGGGAGCCUGUUUGCGCGCCUGGGCCAGGUGCUGCCCGAGUCGUGCCUCAUGGUAUGGAACACAGCCAUGCCGGUGGGCGGGAAAGUCACAGGGGGCUUCCUCCCGCCCGAUCCCCAGCCCUCGACCGCCUCGCUGGAAAUGAGCGUGGUCGAAGCCAACUUCCACAGCUCUGUUGAGGCGAAAAAGCACGGCUUCGACGUGCUGGACUUGCAUUUCCACUUCCGCCACGCAUGGCAGCACCGACAGCGGGACGGGGUGCACUGGGACGAGCGCGUGCACCGACACCUCUCCCAGCUGCUGCUGGCCCACCUGGCCGACGCCUGGGGUGUGGAGCUGCCCCAACGCCAACCAGUGGGCAGGUGGAUCAAGGACGGCCCUGCGGGGGGAAACCCUGGCCAGGGAGUCGCGAGGCAGCCCCAGGCCCGCAGAGAUCCACAGACCUUACCUCUGCCCCGACCCUUGCCUCCUCCCGCAUACGGCCCCCUGCUCCCGCUCCCACCUCCCCGCCUGCCCCUGCCCCCACACCUGCCCCCACAGGCUCUUCCCAGCCCCUUUCACCAAGGGAUGCCCCAGUUCCUCCUCCCCCAAGAUGCCUGUUUUCCCUCAGACCAUCCUUUCCAGUCGGAUCAAUCCUCCUUAAGCUAUUUCCAUUUAGAUGUCCCCUGCGAAGCUGACUUUAUGUUUGGUCCCCAGCCGCCUGUGCCCCCCACACCCCAUUAUCGGCGGCAGCUCCCUGUAGUUCAGAGGGGAUUUCACCAAAACUCGCCUCGUAGCCGCUAUAUGCCCUGGAGGCGGCCCAGACCUUUCAGGAGAAGAGGCCCAGCCCACCCAAAGCCAAGGUUUCAAUAGACACACGUCGACAUUUUCCCCCGCGGCUCAUG